AUGGCGAGAGCAUUCCCUCGCUCUGCCACCUUGCUCACGCAGCUUGCGUCGAGUACCAACCAAGAGAAGCCCGAUGGAUCAGCUCAAGACUAUACCGAUCAGGGCUUUGCCAUCAUCAUAAAUGCCGUUGAACACCAAUUCAAGAUGCAGCGGGAUUAUAUGGAUGGCCGGUUUGGCGAAAUGGAUGCUCGCCUCGAUGGUAUCGAUGCUACAGUAGAACAGCUCCGCGCAAUGAUGGCCAACGGGAAAGCAGAUCGAGCCGUCAAGAUCCUCCUGCCGGUGGGUGCAUAUCAAACCGACGGUAGGUAUGCAACUCCAGACAACUUUCCCAGGACUGUCGCAGACUUUUGGAAGCUGAAAAAUGAUCCGAAGGCGGCCCAGCUGGUGUCAUUGUGCCAAUUCUACAACGUCAAGCGCGAAGAACUCAUUGACCCAGAUGUCGAGGAUAGCAGUACCGAAGAGGGAGUCCCAUAUGCGUCUUUGAGUCUUAAGCAACUCGUCCGAAGGUUUCCAAUCAUGGCACAUAUGGCACUCGCAGAUCGGAUUGGCCUCAAAUAUAGCAAGGUUUCCGCGUUCAUGCAGAAGCUGGGUACUUAUAUGCACACGACGACAACGAAGCGACCCCAGCCCAAAGAAACUGCAGAAGGCGCUAAGAAACUGGCUCGAACCGAGAGUGCAGCUCCAGCGCCAACAACGCCGGAAAACCCAAAACCCCCGAGCCCUCAGGGAGCCUACCAAAGGUUUUCCAAGGACGAGGUUGUGCCCCUAGAGUACCUUGUGAAAACAACACCUUCAACGGUCGAGUCCGAGUUGCCUUCGAAUAGGACACAGCUGGGAUGGGCCGAGACUAGUGUACGCCGAAUGGUGGACGAGCGCGUGGAGCGGGAAAGGGAGCAACUGCAGCGAGAAGAGGCAGAGGCAGAGGCAAAAGCUGAGGCUGAAGCUGCCGCUGCUCCGCCGCGUUUUCCGCGUGUGCCCGCGCCCCCCGUCUCGGAUUCUACGACCAGCCCGCCGCGCUCCGGCGAUACAGAGCCUCUCAGCUCUCCGUUGCGAUUACUGGGUCAGUCACAGGUACCCUCCCGGCCGAAGCCCAGCAGGACGUCGGACAGCGGGAAGAGGUCCGCAAGGAAAUGA
This is a messenger RNA of Uncinocarpus reesii 1704, 1134 nucleotides long. RefSeq lists its product as uncharacterized. NCBI's taxonomy places the organism in Eukaryota, Fungi, Ascomycota, Eurotiomycetes, Onygenales, Onygenaceae. The record is from RefSeq and is a predicted model, not a curated record. The transcript is spliced from 2 exons. Bases 1 to 1134 code for a protein of 377 amino acids.